Molecule: messenger RNA, 6723 nt
Organism: Dermacentor silvarum
Lineage: Eukaryota; Metazoa; Arthropoda; Arachnida; Ixodida; Ixodidae
Product: myb-related protein B-like
Exons: 19
Coding region: 1-2427 (808 amino acids)
Biological process (GO): regulation of DNA-templated transcription
Cellular component (GO): nucleus
Molecular function (GO): DNA-binding transcription factor activity, RNA polymerase II-specific; RNA polymerase II cis-regulatory region sequence-specific DNA binding
Source: RefSeq, a predicted model, not a curated record
AUGUCGAUAUGGGUGAAGCAAGAGCCGUGCAGCUCGGAUGACGAGGACGACGACAGCAGCAGCAGCAGCAGCAGUUCGUCGUCGUCGUCGUGCCGCUCCCGUGGCCAGCAGCAGGAGCGCGCAACCACGGCGGCACCACCGCGCCGGGGCAGUGGCGGCGGCCAGAAGCCGCUUAACAGGGGUCGCUGGGACAAGGAGGAAGACGAAUGCCUCAAGCGUAGCGUCCAGGCCCUGGGCACGCAUGACUGGGCCGCUGUGGCACGAUGCUUCCCAGACCGCAGCGAUGUCCAGUGCCAGCAGCGCUGGCACAAGGUCGUCAACCCUGAACUUGUCAAGGGCUCCUGGUCCAAAGAGGAGGAUGACAAGGUGGUGCAGCUGGUGCAGAAGUAUGGCCCCAAGAAGUGGACCCUGAUUGCCAAGCACCUCAAAGGACGCAUUGGCAAGCAGUGCCGCGAGAGGUGGCACAACCACCUGAACCCAGCCAUCAAGAAGAGCGCCUGGACCGAGGAGGAGGAGCGCACCAUUCUCGAGUAUCAUCGACUCUGGGGAAACCAGUGGGCCAAGAUCGCCAAGCUGCUGCCUGGACGGACUGACAAUGCCAUCAAGAACCACUGGAAUUCGACGCUCAAGAAGCGUGUUGAGUUAGAAGGGGCCCGGAGCGAGCAUACCCGCAAGAUGGAUGCGACCUCUUCAGCGUUGAAGCAGCGAACGGUGCUGGAGCGGCGUUCCAAGCCCCAGAGCAUUGCUGUGAAGCAGGAACCUGAGCCCACAAUGUGCAAGCAGGAGUACGUGGUUUCUGCCGAAUAUGUGCCGUACCGUGCACCCGUCGUGGCUGGCCCGGACAUCCGGCCCACUGCUGAGGCCCUCUGGCAGCCCGAGGAGUUUGCUGCUGUGCUGUCAACGUCUGGCGGGGACCUGGAGAGGGUCAAGGGUGGCACCCCCCGCCGACGCAAGUGCGAGCACAACACUGACUCGGAGUACAUCGACAUCAAUGACCUGCUUUCACCACUCAAGGACAUCAAUGUUGAGGAGCUGGAGACUGCUACAGCAGCAGCAGCAGCAGCAGCUCCCAGCCCCAGCGUGGUGCCCGACAGCAAUGGCUCAUUUGGGCAGCUGACUGCGUUGGACCUGGUCGAAGGCACCUGCGUCACGCCUCACGUCACCCCAGUCAAGUUUGCCACAUGUGCAGAUGGUGCGCCAUCACAGCUCGGGGAUGUCACCAACACCUCGGAGGUUCACGUGGUCUCCUCGACAUCAUCGCACUGCAGCAGUGCAAGCAGUUCCCGCCUCGUCACACCACCCAUUCUACGGCGGGGAAAGCGGAGGCGACUGCGAUCGGCUCAGUCGCACGACUCGGACUACAGUCACUUGGAAGCAGACAGCACCACUUAUGACGAAGUGGGGCUCUGCGACGAGUCUGGAUCGGUUCAAGUGAACAUUCUUGGCUUUCCCUCGGUCCUGCGAGCAAUGGCUGACGAGCAGCCGCUGGCGGGAGGGUCGCGGCCUUCUCUGCGGGAGGAGCGGAUCCUCGGGACACGCUGGCGCCAAGACUUGACAACACCUCGCAAGCCGCUGCCUUUCUCACCAUCCCAGUUUCUGAACCAGCCCCACGUGUGCCCGCUGGGAGGCAUGCAACGGACGUCGACGCCUGUGCGUGGUGGCGAUGCACCGCACCCUUCCAUCCACGACUUUCAGCUGAUUCAGAUGCCACAGUCGCCAGCUGCUGCCAUCAGUGAGCCUUUGAAUACGCCUGUGAUGAAGAAACUUAGCGGCAAGGAGAACGGGCCACGGACGCCUACCCCGUUCAAGAAUGCGCUUGCAGAGCUGGAGAAGAAAGGGGGACCUAUCGUCCAGCUGCCGGACACUCCGUCCCUGAACCUGGACGACCUCAGUGACCUGCUGGGCAACGUGGCACGGCAGGGACGGCUGCCAGCCACCAGUGCCGAGGUUGUCCCCAAGAGGAGGGGAAACAAAGAGAACCUCUCGCCAUCCAAGCGGGUACGCAAAGCCCUCCACGAGACCUGGUCCACUCCCGGUGACAUUGCUGUACCAGGGCUCACCUCCACGGGAUUUGCACCGCUGGAACCGGAGUCGUUCAUCCUCCCGGAGACACCCAGCAAGAGCCUGCUGGGUGACUCGUCAGUGCUCUUCUCGCCACCGUCCAUUAUCCGCGAGACACUGCCCGAGGUGCCCUCUGGCGAGCCGUUUGCCACCCCGGUGCCUGCCAGGCCCAAGCCCAAGCCGGUCCAGCACGGUCUGCUCGCCUGUCGCACCCGGCACACGGAAAGCACGCCUUCGUCACGGAGGCUUCGCCAGUUGGACAAGUUCAGUGCCCUGGUGUGCGGAAAGACGCGGGACCAGCAGGAGCUGACACAGCAGGCCCGCCAGUGGAUGAUGAGCCUCAAGCCGCGCUCACUGAACCUCUGAGAGAGGGCGUGCUUGCACAAUCCCUUCCUCGGUGCUCUCUGUCGGAGCGACACAUCCACUCUUCUAUCACCAGCACCACCCGCAGCAUUACGGUCACAACCAGGACCCCUUUGGCGGCGUCCAGCACUACUUUUAGAAGGGACCACCAUCUUCCUUUGUCUAUGGCACCAAUGGCCGGCCCUGGGUCUCUCUUGUUGACCAGUGCUUGUUGCCAACUAUUGCGUCACAAUUGCUGAAGCCGCUUGACGUAGUGUGCCUGCUUACAUGUUCACCGAGGCCCUUUUUUUGGCCCUGCGUACUUUUAGUCCCUCGUGAACCAGCAUUUCUUUUAUACCCAUGCACCACUGUUCUCUUUUUAUGCAAUUGUAUUUUGAGCAGCGACUAUGCCAAGCUUUCAAGAACAGCAAGCUUGGUGGCUGUGGCUAGUGGCAGACAUUUUUUUUUAAUGGAUCACUUUUGAAACUUCUUUAAAACGUUGGGCGCAGGACUUGCCCAUGCUUUUAGCGUGACGACUUGUACACCCUUUUAUGCUGUAUUUCUUCCUUGUGCUUUUACACCAUGGGAAUGCAAAGAGCUAUUUUUUUAAACUCUGUGGACAUUCUUCGUCUUUUGUGUUCAAGUUAUUGCAUUUGUCGCCUCGCACUGUCUCUCGGUGAUUAAAUCGCCAGCUGUGAGCGUUCCUUCUUCGGAAGGAUCUAGGCUAGUUUUCAUUCAUUGUGGCGAAAACAGACAGGUGACACUGACAACUCAGCGCAUUGCGUUGUCUGUCUCGCUACAAUAUCCUUAUUCAGGUAGCAGACGUGUGCGGCCCACCUCAGGAUAGUUCAUACGGAGAGAUUGUAGACUGAGUUUUGUAAUGUAAGAAUGUAAGACCUCGAUGCAAAUGAGGCAUUGUUCCCCGUGAAAAGUGCCGCUUCACAAUCUGUCCAGCUUCUCUCACACCGAAGCGACUUGCUUCUUGUUCAUGGCCUGCCACAGCAGACAGUUUGCAAGGCAGCUAAGUAUUCUUCAUUCCUCAGGGGCUCCCAUAGCAGGCUUUCUUCAAAGUUUGUCACAAUUUGUUUCAUGAUUAUCACUGUUGUUAGCACCAAUGUUUUAUGAUUAUUGUCAAUCUGGAGCUUUCCAGCAAAGGUCAGCAAAAGGCAGUGAACGGCCUUUUAUGUGUAUGUGUGCGCGUGCGUGUGCUCAGAGUCCUCUUUUUCCUCUCUAUGGUUGUAACUCUGAACAGGGGAUAUUUUUGCUGCCAAGGCAAAAUGCACUCAUGUGGUGCUCUCAUUUCUUUAGGUGCCUCUCUGGUGUCCUUGCUUUUAGAGGGAUUCACUGAUGGAUAUGAAAUUAUUGUUCGGCCAACCGUGUGUGGCCUUUCUUAGUAAGAUGCUACCUCUCUUUUUCUUUUACUUUACCUCUUCUUCAGUUCAUGUGCAUUUACUUAGUUCCAACCAUAUUUUUUGUUGUCUACCUCUGUCUGUAUCGACUGCAUUUACAUAAAUUUUUCCUAAAAGAUUUCUAGACAAGCAUUGUAGAGGAAUGCAGCAUAUUAAGAUUGCCCAUUGUUGUGAUUGCUGUCAAUAACCAAAUAUAUCUAUUCUCAGGAUCUGACUGAAUUCCUCAAAACAGUGGACCUUUAUUUAGUUGUAUAUGUUAACACAUGCCCUGCAGGCAAUGGGAUUGAAGGCGUGCACCACAGUAGUUCCAUUUGUGAAAUGGCCAGUUACUGUAAAUGUUGUCCAGGUUGGAUUUGUUUUUGUUUUGUUUUACACCGAGAACGGCAUGAAAACACAAUGUGUCAUUUAGCCUCUGUGCGUGUAAAUGAAGAACAAUAUUCUAGCACACUUUACUGCAUGCUUCUGUGAUGUCCCUGCAGAACAAGAUCGUUUCCCCCUGCCUCAAGUAGGCAUCCUAGUUGUGCGAGCUGGAUCACCUGUGCUGAAAUCCUUUCUUUCAUUCUGGAAACUUUUGUUGCCAUAUCAAUUGUUCAGGUGAACUGCCUCAUGAAGAGCGUUUGUCUCCUAAUGUGUUUGCGCUUUCAAAGCACUCGGUCGUCCAGAUAACGAUUAUCUUUUGCUGCACAGCAUACCAAGUGCAGAGUGCAGUGUCGUGAAUGUUUUAUUGUAUUCUGGCAGAUGCUUAUUGACCCGUUUCGCGGAGCAGUUUGCUCUGUUGGCGGCGCGCCAUACAUUGCCUCAGCGAAUGUGCACGAAUACGCAACCAUUACUACUUCUGCCCUGCUACUGUGCGAUCAGCUGUCGGAAAUGCAACUAAUGCACUGCGCCCAAUUCAUGCUGCAAAAUGUGUAACAAUAAAGGGAAGACGUGAGUGGUAGUUCGCUGCAAAAAUAGCGAUUCGCAUAUUAAGGAAUGGAAUCAACCUGUGUCGCCGCUGCUGCAUAAGGACUGCCUGUGUUGGCGCCCUUCGGCGAUGCACGGCUUUCUUCGAGGAUAAAAAAAGAUAAUUCAUCCGCCAGCGCUGUAUAGCUAACCUCCAAAAAAAGGACUUCAACUCCGGAAUGUCGGCACUUAAGAGUAAGUAGCACCGCUUAUUGGCAUAGUAAGUUUCUCGCACGUUAUUUACACACAUCCACCCAUACUCGCACGGAAACUUACGCCCACCCUAUCGCCAACGUAUCAAUAAUAAGUGAAUUGGCGCACACUUGAAUCAAUGUGCCGAAGCAUGAGUGACGGCGACUACACCGACAAGACGCGAAUGUUGGAAGCUGAACGUUUCGUGAUGGUCCACAGAGUAAGCAAGGGACUAGCGACAAUAUCCCUUUGCUACAAGUUACCGCAAAGUACAGAACAUUUACAUUCCAAGCUUUGUGCGCAGCAAUAACAAAGCUAUCCGAGAAGAGCACACCUGUCAGUGAUUAGGCUGAAAAUAAACAAUCAGAUAGUAACCGCACCAAGGAACUUCACAGAGUCAGAAACAUGACAAGCCGCUGCUUCAAAAUGUUUACCAAAUAAAGAACAAGAGAACACUGAUCCCGAUUUAAUUCAUAAGCGAAAGGUUUGGACAGCUUCGAAUACAUUUAUAGCCCCGUGCUUAGUACAAGCACCGUAUACGCUGCUCUCACCAUUUGGACAAUGGGCUCUGAAAGCACUUGCAUGUCCUCUACAGCUGUGGCCAAAGCUUUGCGUCGUGCACAGUCACCGCCUAUGAUAUUCGUCGAAACGGAGGUUUGCUGCACCGCACCAGCGUCGCGCACUUGCAUUGUAAACGCGGCGACAACUGAGGCAAGCAAUGGAUGCGUCGCUACGUGAUCAAACAUGGCAGCGCCCACGGAAGUGCCGCGAAAAGGGUCAAUAACUAUCAAACAGUGGUGGAAAGUUUUAUUUUGAAAUUGUUUCACAUAUUACCGUAUGUUCUCAUGCAAGGACGCACUUAUACUAAAUUUGAGUCCGGAUGUGCCAUUGCAUUAAAAAACUUGCAUGCUUGCCACUGUAUAUAUUGAGGAAAAUCUGGCACUCUGGCAGAGGCCUGCGACGCCAUCUAGAAUGACAAAUUCAACAUAAUUACGUCGCACAAGUAUGGCAUGAAAAUGAAGGGAUUUGCCUAAAGUUUGUCUUUCUGGCUUCAAACAACCUUCUUCGUGGAUUUUCAUAUUUUUUAAGCCAGCUCUUAAUCGUCAACUCGUACCAUAACAAAUAGUUGCAUUCAGGAUUUCAUUAUCAUUCAUUUGUUGUCAAAAUAUGUGUGGCUUUCACAGUUGUGGUCGCUGGUAAAGGGCCGCAGGAUAUAAUGCAUCCUGCUGCCAUAUUCUCUGCAGCGGCUUUUACACAGAGCAUUCAUUUUAUCGCCAUUCCAGCAACCUAUCUGCGUGCAUUUCCUUUGGGUACAGAGCUCGAUAAUUCGUCACUAUUGGCUGCAUCUUGUGUAUUGUUUAAUGGAAAUAUCAGAGAAUAAGGUAAACAGCCAGGGUUAUUGCAGUGAACAGGCAAGAAACAGAAUGUGUAUGGGUGAUUGCAAGUAGCAUGGCGACAGAGAGGUAUGCCAAGUGUUGCACUGGGCUCAUGCAAGGAGCGUGCAACCCCUCAAGCUGAGAACACAAGUAUACCUGGGUGUGGGCCAAAGAAACUUGUGGCAGCUGUUAGAGCUGAUGAUGGUCUAUUGUGAUUGUAUAAUUAUUGCAUUUCAUUGUGUACAUAAGAGGUCUUUAUUUGCUUUUCAUUAGAGGUAUAUUAGGGAACAAUAUAUCUGGGAGAGUAGUUUAUGUAGUGCAGCCUUGUGUGGUCAUAUCUCGGUUACCCAAGUGUGCUUAUGAAAAUAAAGAAUUAAGAACAUGCUUUGUCAUUGUGUGUU